Molecule: messenger RNA, 2255 nt
Organism: Danaus plexippus (monarch butterfly)
Lineage: Eukaryota; Metazoa; Arthropoda; Insecta; Lepidoptera; Nymphalidae
Product: nucleolar protein 58-like
Exons: 3
Coding region: 174-1823 (549 amino acids)
Source: RefSeq, a predicted model, not a curated record
AUUGGCAAAAACAAAACACAAUCGCGCAGUAUCGGAUGUGUGACAUAUUGUUUACCAAAAACAAAAAAACAAUCAUGUUCAUAAUAUUAUAGCUAUAUUAUUUUUUUUAACCAUUCCUAAACAUUUGGUAUAUAAUUUAUAAAAAUUAUCAAGUGUUUUUUGAUAUUCGGAAAAUGGAUGGUCCUUUAGAACAUAGUGAUUCAGACUCAGGAGAAAGCUGGACUUUACUCGAGCCUACUACAACACUUGCCGAAGAUACUCUGGAAUUAAUAGAUCGUCCAAUAAAAAUUGAAAAAGAAAAACUGGAAGUUCACGAUAAAGAUGAAGACACAGAUGGUAUAUCCAUUAUAAGUGACAGUGAUCCUGACUCGGUUGCUCCUUGCCAGAUGCAUUUUGAAACUUUGUAUGAAGAAGACCAGGAACCAAAGACCCACUGUCCUUUGAAUUUAUCAUUCCCUGAACAUGAUGAUGAACAUAUCAGAAACAAUGAUUUUCUUGGAAUGGACACUGGAAAGCAUAAAACAUAUGUACACAGAAGAAACAAGAGAUUGAGUACGGUUUUGAACAUAAUUGUGCUCGGCAGUGUAAUUACAGCAGCGGGAGUGGCCAUUGGCCACAUGUGGGGAGCAAAAACUGACUGUUUGAUGAAUUCAACACCAAAUGUCAACAAUAUUUUGUCCAGCCUAUACAAAUUACAAGAAGAAAAUGCUUAUUUACGAAGCAAACUUAAAGAAUUGACGGCCAAUCAAAACUUCCAACUCAAAGGGUCUAAAAAUAACAGAUGCGCAAAAGUAUUUGAAGAAUCUUUAAGUUAUGAAAAAAAUUAUAAACCAACCAGAUGUGUUGAUAAUACAGACUUUUCUAUAAGAGUACAGAAUAGCAAUAAUAAAUGGAGUGAACCUGGCUCAGAGAGGGAGUUCAAAGGGAAUAUUGAUAAAUUAAAAAACAUUUAUCUCGAAAAUAAGCAUUGGUUGGAUGACGAAAUAGCCUUAAGACUUCAACAGGAAGAGCAAUCUCUCAAGAGACUGAGGCACAGUCGUCAAGCAACUAAAUAUAAAAAAAAUAAUGAAGAAAAAGAACCACAAAUAAAGACAGAAAAUAAUGAUAACUUUGCCAAAGGACCAAAUGAGCGAAAUGAAUCUGCUGUGAGAUUUGACACACCAAAAAUAAUAAGUUAUGCGGACUCGCUGAACGUUUCAAACAAUAGUGGAAAGAAAGAAAGCCAAUUUAAAGUUAACACCAACACAUCCAGUUAUUCCAGAAACAAAAAGAUUAAAAAGGAGAAGAUCAUCGAAAGCGGUUACGAGAAUCCUGUCAGCGAAGAAGAAUUGGUCAAGGACACCAGAUACAACGGGCCAAAAUAUAAGAGAGAGAGGAAAAAACAUGACCGUCAGAAGACAUACAAAAAACAGAAGAGGAGAAAUAAGUAUGAACAGUGGGAGAUGAAGGAGGGCUUCAUGAAGGACUAUGAUGAGCUCUCAGAAGCAUCUCAGGACAAGGUGACAGAUUCUCAAGAUCCCGAGAGAGUGGAAACCUUUGAUAAGAAAUGUGGAAGCAAUCAUUGUGACAAAAACAGUGAGACGAAAUUUGACAACAAGAAGACACAGAAGCAUAUGGAGAAUCGAGAGGGACAUGUGAAGAAUUCUAGAUCUUAUCGUGCUGAGAUGAGGAGGCUGGAAGAGGAGCUAUUUGGUGAAGAAGCAAACUCAGCUGGUUGGUACUUCCGCCGGAUGCAACGUAGGGAACAAUGCCGAGCCAAGGGCACCAACAACACCAACCAAAAGUUCUCCAAGCGUAAUAUGAAUUAUAAAAUGAAACACUAACUACAUUGAAUGCACCCCUCGGACCCACAGAGAAGGCUUUUAGAAAGCAUUUAGUUUAUAAAUUGAUGUGACAUUUAAUACUUAUUUCUGCUGUUUCAUAAUUACUCUUAGAUAUGCCUGCCUUCGCAGAUUUUAUUAUUGACAUUACUUUUAUAUUAAAAUAGUUAAUUUUUAAUAAUUUAUUUAUGAAGUUUGCACUAUCAACACAUAUAUUUUAAAUAAAUGUAUUGAUGUUAGAUUUUAAAUAGACGGUAGGUUUUCUGAUAUAAAAUUUAAUUGAUGAUUGGAAAUAAAACAAAGCAAAAUAGUGAAUGAAUUGUAUUCACGGUCACAGUAUUUACAUCGCCUGAUGGAUAUUGGCAUCCAGUGAUAUUUUAGUUUUUAAGCAAACAAAAUUCUAAGUGUUAGAAAAUAAACAAAGUUUAAUAUUAA